AUGGACGAGUUACUGGCGACUGAGCUCUCUGCUGAUACGAUGGCAGCGUUGCAGGCGCAUCUACUGGAACGCUCUCAAGAGAACGACGUUAUGGUAACGGAGGAUUUCCGGCUCUCCCAAUUCUGGUACGACGAGAAGACUGGUCGUGCACUGGCACAAGAGGCUAUUGACCACAGUACUAGUGAGCUGAAGAUUGCAUUCGUGAGUACGCCAGCAGCCUACCGUGACUUCCUUAAGAUUCAGAGCGAAGAGACGGAUGAAGCCAAGCGCGUAGUGAUGGGCGACAACGUCUACAUCUUUGAGUUUGACCGUCGAUUUGGCGAGAAGUACGGCAGCCACUUCUGCUUUUACGACUACAACACGCCAACUGAUCUGCCCGAGAAGUUCCAUCACUUCUUUGACUACGUGCUCAUGGAACCGCCGCACCUGUUCUCGGACACGAUGCGAUGGCUGGCGAAGGAUGUUGAGUCGGUGCCGGGCAAAAAAGACCGCGUCAUCAAUCCAGCCACGUUUAUCAACUCCCAGUUGCUGCGGAAGCAGAUGAAGGCAGACCUGGGCUUCUACCCCACGGGCUUUUGCCCGACGUUCGAGUCGAAACUAAGCAAUCACCUCCUCACGUACACCAACUACGAGUCAAAGCGCUUUGGUUUGUGCAACGAGCCCGACGACAACGACGACAAGGAGAAGGAGAUAAAGGCAGACAAUAACAAGUAG
Messenger RNA from Hyaloperonospora brassicae, 714 nucleotides. The record is from the annotation of a GenBank genome assembly. NCBI's taxonomy places the organism in Eukaryota, Oomycota, Peronosporomycetes, Peronosporales, Peronosporaceae.